Messenger RNA from Aphanomyces invadans, 440 nucleotides. RefSeq lists its product as hypothetical. The coding region runs from base 42 to 353 and encodes 103 amino acids. The record is from RefSeq and is a predicted model, not a curated record. NCBI's taxonomy places the organism in Eukaryota, Oomycota, Saprolegniomycetes, Saprolegniales, Verrucalvaceae. The transcript is spliced from 2 exons.
CUUCAGCACCGUCACCAUCGUUGAAUUGAGAGCGCACGACCAUGGAUACGCCCUUCACGUACUGGAUCAACGGCGGCAUGAAGAACCGGGAGCGCAGCGCUCGCGAGGAACUCGAAGUUCUGCAAGGGGCUGCGUUCAACGCGCAAAACCGUGUUGUCGAAGAACAGUCGUUCCGACGCCUCGCCACUCGCCACCAACAAGCCAAGUACACGUCGCCGGAAGGAUUCCCGGAUGUGCCUCGUCAAUACGUCAAGCCGUCGCACUCGACAGAACGAGACUACGCCACGUACGCGGCCAACUCGUACACGUCCGCGAUUGCAAUCACGGAGUUGCUGGGAAAGCGCGAGAUCUAAGUACGCGACGCAUCCGUCUUGGUUGGGUCUAGAUAGGUAUUUGCUUGUGUAGCCAUGCGAAUGUAUCCAUCCUUUCUUCAAACCCAA